UUUCUUCCAAAAGCCAUGAAAUCAAGGCGGAACACUUUGCUCUAUUCUGCUUCUGUCUGUUUUCAUUAACAAUGUCUUUGGUCCGGGUGGCAGUACGGGUCCGUCCAUUAAAUAAAAGAGAAAGGGAGUUAUCGUCGAAGGUUAUAAUUCACAUGGAAGGGAACACAACAUCUAUUUAUAAGAUUUUCCAAGACCUGGGGUCAGAAGUCUUGACAGCGGCAUUUGAAGGUUUCAAUGCCUGUGUGUUUGCCUACGGCCAAACAGGAUCAGGAAAGUCUUACACUAUGAUGGGUGACAAAGAGAAUACAGGUUUAAUUCCACGGAUCUGUGAGGGCUUGUUCAUGGAGAUGUCUCAAAAGGGAAAAAGUGAAAUGGUGUCAUUUCAGACUCACGUCAGCUACCUGGAGAUUUACAAUGAACGUGUGCAGGACCUUCUCCUCAGAAGUUCACCAUCCACAGAUGGUGGAGGCUUAAAAGUGAGGGAGCAUCCCAAGGACGGACCCUAUGUAGAGAGUCUAUCAAGGCAUGUGGUACACAGCCACAGUGAAAUGGAGGACCUUAUCGUUCUUGGAAAUGCUAACCGAACCACAGCAAGCACGGGCAUGAAUGACUUCAGCAGCCGCUCGCACGCCAUUUUUACCAUCAACUUUACCCAGACUUGGUUUAAUGCAGAGUUUCCACGUGAGACACUGAGUAAGAUCCACCUGGUAGACCUGGCAGGCAGUGAGCGAGCUGAUGCCACACACACCACAGGUACCAGACUGAAGGAAGGUGCCAACAUCAACAAAUCCCUGGUCACCUUAGGGAGUGUGAUCUCAGCUCUCGCUGACCCAAGCAUGGGCAGAAAAUCGGCUAAAAGAAAAAAGAUCUUCAUUCCUUACAGAGACUCCGUAUUAACAUGGCUGCUAAAAGACAGCCUUGGUGGAAACUCCAUUACUACAAUGGUGGCAACAAUUUCCCCUGCGGACGUGAACUACGGGGAGACCCUGAGUACUUUGCGCUAUGCUAGUCGAGCUAAAAAUAUUGUAAAUUCACCUACGGUGAAUGAAGAUGGAAGCCUGAAGGUGAUCAGAGAGCUGCAGGCAGAGGUUACCAGGCUCCAAAAGCUACUUGCAGAAGCCACCCAGGCUUUCCAUGGAGAAUUGUCAACUUCUGUUAAGGUGGAGGAGAAGUUGCAUCUGAAUGAGGUAGAGGAGGGCAGAACUCCGGUUGGAAGUCAUGAAACACACAGUCGGGAUAUUGUGCUUCAUGGAGCCGGCCUCCUCCGUGAACAAUGUGUGCUCGAGAACUGCGCUGGGACUGUGACUUUGGUCCCUCAGGAUGGAGCAGUGUGUUCAGUCAAUGGCUCUGUGGUCACAGAUCCCCAGCAGCUGACGCAGGGUUCAAUCAUACAGCUAGGAAAAGGAGUCGUGCUCCAUUUUAGCCACCCGGCAGAAGUUACCCAUCUGAGAGAAGGCCACCAAGUACAGACUGAGCCGCGAUCCCCAUCCAGCCCUUCUUUGACUGACCUGUUCAAGUAUAAUGAGGGCCUGUCCAAGGUGACACUACAAAAUUCACGCCAGAUUGAUGUGCUGUCUGUGAGGAGUGAGUGUAAAGAUCCAAGAGUGUAUCUUGAGUCUGCCCCCAAAGAGACGCUUAUGACAACAGCCAUUCCUGGAAGAGAUCCUGUCCCUCACAGUGGUUUUGAGUUGGAUGGAGACAUACUACAGGGUGGAAAAAGCACCAGGGAUGGCCAGGAGCAGGAGAGGGACUUGUGUCAUAAAUCAGGGCCAGAGCUCAUGUCUGAGAGGCCACAGAGGAAAGCUCAGAGUGGAGCUGGAGUUGCAAGUUGUAGGGGAAGGGAGGUUUGGUCAGGGGAUGCCAGCCUCCAGCAGACAAGUGUCCUGGGCCAGGGUGAUGGAUGUGGCAUGAAACCAGCGGGGAAUGCUAAUGAGAUCCAAGGUGUCGUGACUGACUGCUAUAAGGGGAGACCUGGCUCUGGUGGGAGCUCAUUAGGCAGCCUGUCCCACCUGCCGAAUAGUGGAGGAAGUAGUUUCGCGACGGUCCUGCCUCAGUCCAGUGCUCAUUCUCGGCUCGACAGAGAGCCUCUCAACAGUCGGGCGACCCACUGUCCACCCAAAGAUGCAGAUUUUGAGCGCCACUUCACUGUUAAAGAGAUGGAUGAAUCUGGAGGUUUGGGGGCGGUCCCAGAAGUUUGUGUGGCGGAGGCUGCAGCGACCACAGCUCCAAACUCAGGACUGGGCUCUCUGUUUAGCAGAGUUUCUUGGAUUGUCCAGGAUGCAAGACGUCUCCUGUGGCACCCUCCCACAGUAUGGCAGCAAGUCGCAGAUGCAGGAUUACAACCUUUUGGCACUCGAUGGUCGAGCCACGUUGUGUCUCUGGUCAAAGAAAGUAAUGUUCUGUCUGUAGUGAAGGACAGUCAGGUCUUCUCCAUGGUUAGAGGGAGCUUUGUCUUCUCUCUUUUCAGGGAUAGUCAUAUUUUCUCAGUGGUGAAAGAACUACCUCUCAUACAGCACAUCCAGAUGAAUAUAACUCAGCACAUUCAGUCUGAAGAGGACGCUCAGAUGAUUCAGGGGCGCAUUAAUCCUGACAACACUCAGCUCUCAGACCCGACACCAGCGCAAGCCGUGGCUGAAGAAUUGCAAAGUGAUGUGCGGCAAGUCCCAGAGGAAACUCAGAAAAGAGACCGUCAGUCACCACAAAAGCAAGACGGGACUAAUAUUAAUGUAAAACAAGGAGAUGAAAAUAUUGAAGUACCUUGGAUGUCGACACAUAUUGGUAAGACGGAUGUUAUCCAUGCAUCUAAAGAUGAAAAAGCCACUGAGGAGCCAGAGCGUGUGCACAUCCUCAUUCAAACACUGAUCAAAUUUCCUGAUGCCCUUUUGAAAUUUCAAACUCUAUCCAUGGAAGACAUGAUGGAUGCAUUACAGCCCAUCAUCUCAACCUCAGUGCUUACCUCUCAGAGGAUAAUAGCUCUGCACUUGUUGAAUGUGGCAAAAUGCAGCCACCCACAGCCCCAGCCAGGCCUACUGAUCCUGCUGGAAACCGGUCUAUAUACCCUGACUGCUGACUGUGGGCUCCUGGUCUUGUUCCAUCACCUCCCUUUACUGCAGCUGAGAGAGAUACAGAUAGGCCUAGCGGGUCAGAGUUUCCGUUUAAUGGGCACAACGGAGGAAAGCAUGCUUGGUGUCCAUACCCACAGCCAGAGGCGUACGAAGGAGCUGUGCAGGGCUGUACUCGAUGCCCUCUGCCCCGGGGACAGCAGGGUAUGUCAGCACCCACUGUUCCAUGAAAACUUGAUGAACGUGUCUCUGGACCAUCGGGUCUAUGUGCCUGAUCUGCUGCUGGAUGCCGGUUUGAGGGUUUAUUGCCGGUUUCAAAAGAGUCUUGCUGAUCUAAUUUAUUUUCUUCAUUGCAAUAUGGAUCAAGAAACGGUCGCUCUGGGAGAGGUGCAGCUGGUACUGUACACAAGUGUAGCUGUGCUCAUCAGUCCCACCAGCCACAAUGAACAUAUGGCCCACUUUUUUCUCACAGGUGCACAUUUUGGUGUAGUGAGAGAGGAUGCUGUCUUUCACCCUGCUCCCCACACUGUCACUAUGGAGGUACGCCGUCCUCAGUUCCACGAUUUAAUUCUACGUCAGCACUCGGAUGUGCGCUGCAUACUGGUGCACGAUGAAGACGGGAAUGGAUCUGUCAGGCUGGAUCUUGUCCUUUCCAGUGUUAGGGACAGGGGUCGCCCCGAAAGCGUGACGAAGACGGCUACCCAGUCUGAAGAUGUUUUAAAUUCACCUCUGCAUGCAGAAGUGUGGAAAUUAACUUUCAGUUGCUCCACUGAGGCCGCCUGCCUGAUUAAUCACUUGUCAAAUGUCUGAUCAAGGACUGAAUGCUCCGUAAUGAACAGCCCAGCUUGAAAACUCCUCAUUGGGAGCAGUGGCAAAAGUGCAUCCCACUUAUACGGCACAGCACAAAGGAGGGCUUCACUAUUAAAUGACAAUGAAAAACAGUGACCUACUUUAAGUUUCUGUAUGCUUUUGUCAUAUUAAGCUCACAUGGAAAUUGCACUCUGUUAUGUUUAAACGCUCAAAUGUUUUUGUUAUUCACUCUUUAUUAUUUCUGUCUGCUUCAUGUUUUAAAUAAUUAGUCUUUGAAGUUCUGACAAUGAUGAGUGUACUGCAUUAAUUUCA
Molecule: messenger RNA, 4184 nt
Organism: Menidia menidia (Atlantic silverside)
Lineage: Eukaryota; Metazoa; Chordata; Actinopteri; Atheriniformes; Atherinopsidae
Source: the annotation of a GenBank genome assembly